Messenger RNA from Paramacrobiotus metropolitanus, 5817 nucleotides. RefSeq lists its product as uncharacterized. NCBI's taxonomy places the organism in Eukaryota, Metazoa, Tardigrada, Eutardigrada, Parachela, Macrobiotidae. The record is from RefSeq and is a predicted model, not a curated record. The coding region runs from base 126 to 3629 and encodes 1167 amino acids. The transcript is spliced from 8 exons. Gene Ontology annotation, biological process: DNA recombination. Gene Ontology annotation, molecular function: DNA binding; DNA strand exchange activity.
ACGAUUUUAGAUGCACAUACUAUUUUCUGUCGUUGUGGUUCUCGCUGGUGAAUCUUUCCUUUGGCGCACUGACAGCGUUGCUCUCCAUUUUGAAUACCAAAGAUUCGCACCCACUCGGAUUGCCGAUGAUCAACUCCAAGGCACCCGAUAAGAAGAAAGGAAUGGAUGAGAAAAAAAGACGGCUGAUUUGUGAAUUACACAAAGGUGGCUACAAAUGGCAGCAAAUCCUCGAUCGCGUAGGUGUCAGCCGUGCUACAAUCCUGAAAGUCAUUAAAGCUGAAAAAUUAUCCCGACGACGCACUAAGCUGACUGAAAGCCUCAGAAAAGAGAUCCUAGAGCUAGUUCGCAAAGGAGAUCAGAGUACGGCAGAAAUUGCGAAGCAGUUCAACAUUUGCACGACCAGCGUAGAUCGAAUUCGGCUGAGGGCCACCGAAUCGCCAGUCACGGAAGAGCAAAGGAAAAUGAUCCUUCAAUUGUUCCAUCGCGGCUGCUCAAGGGCGGAUAUUAUGCGUGAGGUUAAAGUUGACGGAGAUGCCGCAUAUACUGUAAUUAGAAGUGCUUUGGCCGCGCAGCGGAAACUCUCCGUUACCCAGGCGCAACAAGAACAAAUACUGAACUGUUUCGAAGAAGGGCGGACUAAGGAGCACAUAUUGAAGAAGUUCGGCAUCACCGAAACGACUUUACAACGGAUUUUGCAGCAGAAUGGGAAAACGUUCCAGGAACGUUCCCGAAAAAUUUAUGAGGAGCGGCAAGCGUCUGUUCUGAAACUUCGUGCUCAGGGAUUAACAAUGAGGGCCAUAUCAAGGCAGUUGAAAAUUACCACGGGAGCAAUAUUCAAUAUUCUGCAAAAGAACUGUGACAACGCACCCAUCGCGGCUGAUGGGCUCCCUUUGAGCAGGGUUAACCUUGAAAUGGAAUCGAGCACUGCCGCCGGAGAAAAAGUCGUCCAGAAUUCGCCAAGUUCGCCAGUUAACGAGAAAGGCGGUAACAACAUAGCUGUCGGGUGUCGGAGGUCGGCUCGGGUAACAGCCUUGCAGCAAAGAAAUCAAGGAUGCAAACGCAAAAGUGUUUAUCAAGCCCAAACUUCCGAAUCAGAAGCAUCUGAUGCAGAAACCUCUGAAGCAAAAAGCGAUGCUUCCGAUGCAGUGAUAUCAGAAGAGGAAACAGAGACGUCGGAUGCAGGAACUUCCGAAGCAGAAACUGACACUUGUGAUGCGGAAGAUUCUGAAACAAAGACUUCCGGGGUAGGAACUUCCGGAUUUGAAUCGGGUCGUCUUGACGAAGGUCUGGUCGCACAGCAACCUGCAGUUACCGAAGCCGCUUCUCAUGGGCACGCUUCUACGGAUUCCCGAGAUGAAGAAGCACACCCUGGGAGUUCUAUGGCUCAACCCAAGCAACACAAACUGAACGAGAAAAACAAGCAGCUGAUCUGCGAAAUGUACAAAAGCGGCUGCACAUGGAGAAAAAUCGCAGAGCGCGUGGAUAUCAACAGUAAAACACUUCACAAGUUUAUCAAGGCAGCAAAGUUGCCCAAACGGCGCACCGAGCUGACUGAACUUCAGAAAAAUGAGAUCAGAAAGCUAGCGCGCGAAGGAACACUCAGUCCAGAAGAAAUUGCGAAGCGGUUCAGCAUUAGCGUCGAGACCGUAGGGACAUACCGACGAAUGAUCGUUACCAAUGCACAGAAGAAGAAUAUCCUCCUGCUGCAUCAUCGUGGGUACUCAAUAACCGAUAUUAUGAAAGAGGUUAAGCUGGGUGAAGAAGUAGCCGCUGUUAUUUCCCGCAGCUCGGUCAAGCGAACUAAGGUCUCUGUUAGCCAGAAAAAGAAGAAAGACAUACUGAACUGCUUUGAAGAAGGUCGCGGUGGAUCGUACAUCCAGAAGAAGUUUAAAAUCUCAGAGAGAACUUUAAACUGGAUUUUGCUACAGAAUGGCAAAUCCCUUCAGGAACGCAGCCAAAACAGCUACCUGCAGAGGCAAGCAGAUAUUCAGAAACUGCGCGCGGAGGGAUUGACAAUGAGAGCAAUUGCGAAACAGCUGAAACUGAGCGUUCGUACGAUAAGCAAGAUUUUGAGGAAAAACUGGGACCAAGAAGCGAGUGCGCCGGAUGUGCUUCCGUUGAGCAGGAAGUCACCUGCGAUGGAUAAUAAUAGUGACGCGGAAGAAGGAGUCGUCCUGACACCGGGAGUUGAUGAUGACGGUGGCAGCAAAACGGACCAUCGGCGCCGGAGGUCAGCUCGGUUGUUAGCCAUGCAACAGAGAGUUCCAGGCUCUGAAUGUGAACCUUGCUGUAAUUCCGAUUGUGGGAACACCUUCGAGUCUAAUCCCGACGAAAGUACCAGCCAUGUAAUCUCCGGAGAGCCGAGAGUGUGCACUGCCGCUGUGGACGCCUUACCGACAACUAUAAGUAUAAUCCAAGAAUCGACCACUACGAAUACGCAUAGUCUGCAGGAUGGAAAUGCUUCAGAAGUUCACGAACUUGACUGGAGAAGUUUCAAUGAAGGUCCAAUCGCACAGGGCGCACAGCCAACGGCAGUUAUCGAUGGCGCUGGUUACUACGGGGUCGCUUCUACGGAUUUCCGCGUAGAUGGCACGUUACUACUCCAUGACGCCGAAGACGGGGGUGUGGAUCGCAAUUCUGGGGAAAGUAGCCAAAGUGAAGCAGACGGGCACAAUGCGUCCGAGGUCAGCACUUACCACGAGCUAACACGCAGUUCCUUUGACGAUGUUUUCAUAGGGACUUGUAACCUCGCCGAUAUGGCCCAGACAUCGGGACUUUCGAUGGAGCGACUCCGCAGUAUGCUUGAAUCUGGACCAGGAAGUCAGGAGGCUGAUGCUCCAACAACAUCCACGUUCCAGCCAACCAUGACUGCCGAAAAUCAGGACGGUACGGCGUCCCAAUGCGAAUGUGUAGCAACGGUUACACAUAGUGGAGAUUCUGUGACUGGAUGUACACAACACGGCUCACCGAAUUUGCGUUCAUCGGUAUGCAGCAGUGAAACCGCAGGGAUGCCGGAACCUGCUGAGGUCAAUGAACUGCGUAACAAGGGCAGCCAGAACGCCGCUGCUGCACACAGCCACUAUACAGCAGAUACAACGGACCCCCCUCAGCCGCUGUCGCGCGUUAACGAAGCGCAUCACGUCACACCAUCCCAUCAACAUAACGUAGCCGACAGUGGACCGCCCAUCGCACCAAUCGGGAACAUAACCACCAUGUAUAUCGAACCUCGUGACAGCUCUCCAGAACGGCAACAUAACGAGCCGCCCAUCGUGCCAACUAGUAUUACGCCCAUCGCUUUGCCGGACCCGGCUGCACAGGAACGGGGAGCGGUUACGGACGGGAACAGUAGCCCAUUCCGGGAACUGCAGUCCAUCGUUCUGAAACUUCGCGAACAAGCAUGUUCUUAUGAAGCGGUUAGGCAGCAACUUAAAAACUGCUUCCUUUCCGCAGCCAUUUCCACGGGAGAUGCAGAAAUGCCGGGCUGCAGCCGCAAAGAACUCCCUCAGGUAGAAACAGACAGCCAUCAUUUUCGUGAAGCCAGCAGUCAUGGCGAGCAGCAACGCGAUUCCUGUGAUGAUCUUUUGGGGCAGAACGUAACCCACCCAAUGCAGGCAAGAUCGCGGGUAUAACGGCGAAACGUGUCCGCCGUAUCGUCAGGUCCGGGACACGACGCCAGCUGUGUGAUGCUCCAACAGCGUUUUGUGGUUUGUCAUCUAAGCCUGCCAAGGCUUCCAAACGUCCGAACGGGCCAGCGUCUCAAGGCAGACGCGCAACCACAUCUGCACACCACGAAGAUUCUAUGGCUGAACAUACUCCACACGCCCCACCAAAUUUACGUCCGCCGGUUUGUCGCAGUGAGAAAGAAGGGACACCGGGACCUCGUGAGCUAAAUGAAAACGCGGACAGCCAGAGCGUCGCUGUUGUGUACAGCCACCAAAUCCUUAGCGUCAGUACAAUGGAUACCCAGCGGCCGCAACCGUACGAGAGCGAAGCCUCUAGCAGUGCUCCAGAGCGUCAGCAUAACGUAACGGACAACGAACCGUUCGUCGAAUCUGCCAGCAGCGACGCCGUUGAGCGGGAUAUCCGCAGCGGAGAAUCACUGGUGACUUUUCAGCUGUCCAAUGCUCAACCGUUCACUGCAGUACCUGCCGAUGACAUAUGCGUGACUCCGGUAGCGACAUUAUGUCGGUUGGAAGCUCCAGGCGUCGGUAAUAUCGAGCGGCGGACAUCGGGAUCAGCCGUUGAUCACAUCAAUACGGAGCCGCUCCUAACUUCGCCCCAACUUGAGCGGAUGCCAUCUAAGGACCGACAACAACCGCAUACAACUUUAGAGCAUGCGGAUUCACUAAGCUGUGAAAGCGAGAAUAGUGACGCAAGUUCAUUACCACAUGACAACUGCGCUGUCGAAGUUCAUCCUCCACACUCAGGUAACGGAUCAGCAGAAACUCGGGAAAUCACAAACAGCGACAACUGCCGCGCCAUCGAGAGCCAGAAAGAAGUUACGGCUCUAGUGUGUGUGGAUAUUCGUGCGCGUUCACUCGAUGAUUAUUUCGGCAUGCGACACCCUCAACAAAACGGUGAGCGAGAGGAAGAUCACGUGGAAACGGAAGUACCGGAAAACAUUGUGUGUGGCACAGGCACAGAACCGGGGGAGUCUGCGAAUACCGCUUCUCAUAUGCCGGACAUAUCCGCAGACAACACCGCUUCACAAUCGCAGGAGAUUGCGAACAGGGAAAGCAGCCCAUCUCGAGAAAUGCAUUCCAUCGUUCCAGACUUGCGCCAACAGGGAUGUUCGCCUGAAGUGAUGCAACUGCACCACGAUGUUUGCUCCGUGUCCGAUGCCGCAUCCACGCAAGAUGGCGGUAGAGUUGCCGAAGGGCAGGACAACAACGACGAAGAAGCGUUCCCAACCGGCCAGCUCAGUAAUACUCAACCUUCGACUGCAUUUCCUAACCAUGAAACAUGCGUUACGCCGGUAUUCACAUUCCGGCCGAUCGAAACGGAAGAUGCUUUGGAUAACGGGCAGCAGCGGUCGGAUGCAGCCGCAGAUCCAACUUUUGUGGCUCCGAUCGUAGAACCACCUCGACCUGAGCCUAUGUCAAGUAAUCUCCAACAGCCAGAUCAUUCGUCCGAGCCUAUCCCAGAAGUCGGCGUGGAUGUGGAAACUGACACAGCACAAUUUCACUCCAGCCACAGUACAGGGCACCCAACUUCCAGUGAAUCACCAGUCCGAUGCGCGGGAACGGCUCCCGAGAUGCUGUUACUUCCGCCAGAAAAUUCUACCACGAGCAGUGUUCGCGCAAGAUAUCAGUGUCAGGUUUGUCGCGUAUCCUGCGAGGAAGAGGACGCAUUUCUCUCACAUUUGGCAAACAGGGAGCACGCACAGCUUUGUGCCACCGGGGUUUUUCUAUAUUGUACAGGAUGUAAGUUCAAAACCCGGAAAUCGGCAACGAUGGGCCAGCAUAUUGUCAAAUACCAAUCGCAAAGUACGUGGCAAAUCAGCGUUAUGCAUUCUGUGAAAGCUAUCCAUUGACUUAUGUCAACCGAAGCAUGCCUUUGAUCACUACAACUGGAACGCAUCGGCCAAGGAUUCUUCUAAACAGUGACACUACGCACUCCACUGACUGCGGACCGGGGUUCAAGAAAUAGUGAUUGUUGUUUGUCCAGGAAAUUGUUGUUAUUAUUAUAGUGCUUGGUGUUUUUCCAGUAAAUUAUUAUUGUUAUUAUCACUUGUGGGUUUCGCUGGUACUUGUGAAGAUAAAAUACGUAUCGGCAGCCAGCGUUGUAUUUUUGGAUAGAAAAUUAUUUUAAACAUUA